AUGGUGCUUAACCGCUGCACGAGACCAGACCGGUCAAGCUAUUGGAAUCGAACCAUCCGAUACUCGAGCGACAAUUCCAGAACUUUCUGCGGCGAGCGGAGCGCCACCGGGUCGCCAUUGUUCCACGGUGAAGGGGAAUUAGGUAGGCUCAAAGCCCCCCCCCCGCUCCCCCGCGUCGGAUGCGAUCAAUGGCCCUUUCAAUUAAAAGUUUCUCUCACCCCGCGCCCCGUUUGCUCGCCGCACCUCGUCGCUUUUGUUUCCAACAACUUGCCAGUCGCGUGCGGUGCGCGAGACAGUGUGGUAACUUGUGAGUGCGUCCGUGGCGGCGCCGACGCGAGCGUCAAGUCAAUGCCGGUGCGCCGAUGGAGCGGUGAUCGCGGCCUGACUACGUCACAAGAGCAGCGCUGG
Molecule: messenger RNA, 408 nt
Organism: Iphiclides podalirius (scarce swallowtail)
Lineage: Eukaryota; Metazoa; Arthropoda; Insecta; Lepidoptera; Papilionidae
Source: the annotation of a GenBank genome assembly